GUUUUCAUUACACAACUUUUUGACCGAAAUCUUACAUUCUCAUUACUCUAUCUUUUACUCUAUCAAUCACUUUUCCACACUACAUUGUGAUUUGUAUCCAGUCCAGUCCAGUCUCUAUCACGCAAUUGCCGGUUCAACGCAGGCUCUCAGCCUCGUACGCCAUCCCUACCAUAUUUUCACUUCCCAGAAUUGGAAAGUCAGUGGAACAGCCAGCGCCUAUAGGGCCAUAUCGCAUCUGAUAACGAAUGGUCUGUUACCCUUUUAGACAGAACCUCGUUGUCCAAGCUUCGAUCAAGCAUUCGUGCUGUACUGGUAGUGAGGUGCAUUCACUCAUUUAAUUCGUUUGGACGCUGUAGAAUUGCCGAGGCCAAUACCUGGGGUGGACAAAAAGGCGGGGUUCGAGUAUCAUAAUAUCGUAAUCUUUCGUUAUUGAAAUGGCAGAUACCUCAACAAACAUGUCUAUCGACGCAAAAGAAUCAGUCCGAGAGGGUACAGAUGAAUCUCUGGAUGUCUCUACACCAGAAGCCGAGACAGAAAUUCCUCCAGAAAAUAUUGGCCAACAAAAAAGAAAGGGUGGCCGAAAACCUGUAUGUUGACAAGAUGUGCUUAGCCCUGUAGUACCUAUUUGCUAAUGUGAUCCCUCAGAUUUAUGCUACUUCAGAAGAACGUAAACAGCGCAAUCGCCAGGCGCAAGCAGCGUUUAGAGAACGUCGCACCGAGUAUAUCAAGCAACUUGAGGAAACAAUUCGAGUUCAUGAGACAAAUCUCCAUAGUCUCCAGAAUGCUCACAGAAGUGCCGCCGAUGAGUGUUUGAUGCUCCGCUAUAAAAACUCUCUCCUUGAAAGAAUUCUUCUAGAGAAAGGUAAUUGUAUCAGUUGAGCCUUCAUUUGAAAAUAAUCUAAUUGUUUGGACAGGCAUCGAUGUCCAGGCUGAAUUACGGGCAAAGACAGGAAGUCCACACCUUGGUCCAACGCACAUGCACCAAAAUAUGGCUCAACCACCUACUGUUCAACGUGCUAUAAUGAACAGACAUCAUCAAGCUAGACGAUCAAACUCGAGCAUUGCACCAAAGCUUGAGCCUGGUGUUUCUUUUCACAACAAUCAAUCGCCACAAUCGAGGCCUACUCCAUCAUCACAUGCCUCAUCGCCAACCACAAGCUCGUCAGGCUUUAACCACCAAGGCGUACUAACCCCACCUUCUUCUGACUCUCAAAUGCAGCAUCAACAGCAACAGCAGCAACGUCUCCACGCCGCAAAAACGCAAGCACAGCAUGCAUUGUCAGGUACUACAGGACUUCUCGUUAAUACUAGUGUGGCAUCGCCAUUAGGGGCAAAAGGGCAAGGAAAUGGCAAUGGUGCGGGUAAUGCGGGCGGGGCUACCGGGGCCCCUACGUAUUAUCCGUCAUUCCAAACUCAUAUUGAGCAACUCGGCAAGCUGACCCGUCCCCUGUUAUCAUUUUCUUUUUUUGGAACCAUGUUCGUCCUAGAUUGAUUCCGUGAGUACAGAACAGGAGUACGAUGCGCAAGCCGAUAUGGUUGACGAUCAACCCGAAAUCGCAGGCCCCGGGCCAUACCCCGAACCGGUUCCCGCUGGUCAACUCAACCAGCUACAGGGAAACCAACCGCAACAACUCGGUCACCCCCCGCACUCGCAAGGCAUGCACGGCGAAAACGCCACUCAAGCCUACAAUCCGAUGACACAGCUACUUGAUCCAUACGACCCGAUGCUCGAUAUGGAUCCUUUCGGUCUUUCUGCAAGCAUGCAAUUUCCAACGCAAUUCUCCUUCGAUACGAGCUCAAUGCGAUAAGCGCUUAUGAUACCCAUGGUUAGGCAUAAUCUCUUUCAUGGUUUCGGCAGGUGUUCUAGGGGGUAAUGCAUUCGGUUUUAAUGUCUCCUGGGAUCAGGCAAUGAGUUUUGGUUUUAGUUUUGAGAGCAUCUGGGAUGGAGUUUAAAACCCCAAAAAAAGGAAGGGAUGGGACAAAAAAAAGUUUAUAAGCAAGGGCUAUGGCAGAUCCUCGAGUUGUUAUAACAUUGCAUCAAUUGCAUGUCUUCGAGGCGAUCACGCCAUAAGCACAAUUCGCAAAAGGAAUGUAUCUUUUGAGCGUUUCAUUCUCUCAUGGUGGGGACGGGUUUUAUGAUGGGAAUGAAAAAUGUAUAUGGAUAUCGAAGGGCGGUGGGUUAGGCGGAGCAAUGAACGGAUAUUCCUGAUGAGGAUGGUGGAAAGGAAAACAAUGACAACAGCAAUGGAAAUAUGUUGCAUGGUGUUCCUCUUAUUUCGUCGUUUUCAACAACAUUUCCUUCC
This is a messenger RNA of Sclerotinia trifoliorum, 2303 nucleotides long. Lineage: Eukaryota; Fungi; Ascomycota; Leotiomycetes; Helotiales; Sclerotiniaceae. The record is from the annotation of a GenBank genome assembly.